Phaeodactylum tricornutum CCAP 1055/1 is the source of this 1068-nucleotide messenger RNA. RefSeq lists its product with no specific name. The record is from RefSeq and is a predicted model, not a curated record. The transcript has 2 exons. The coding region runs from base 1 to 1068 and encodes 355 amino acids. NCBI's taxonomy places the organism in Eukaryota, Bacillariophyta, Bacillariophyceae, Surirellales, Neidiaceae.
AUGUCCGGAAUGUCGUCACAGCUCCUCUUUCUUCUCGGCUGUUUGUUGUUCGGAAUAGUUGCGGUAAACCAAUUGCAAAAUCGACAAGUCUUACUUUUGCUUUGGGAUUCUCUGUGGCUUCCUUUGAUUGCGGUUCGACGAAUGUCUCGAUCGGAAGGAAGGUGGACGAGCGCUCCCUCGGAUGCGGCCUCUUACCUUCCGAGCCGAGCGUUAGCCCCCACUCGUCCCGGUACCUUUGAACGAACGAGUCAGGCGCAUGCCAAUCUAUCGUGUCAACCACAAACACAACCUCAACACGACACUCUGCCGCCUUCGAUGGUGUCGCAAGCUUCUGCUACACAGCCUCACCGCAGACGCCACAUUUCGCUGGUGUCCCCAGAGAUGAGUCACAAUCGGUGGGGUCAGCCAAGCUUAACAGCGGAUAGCAAUACUGCGAUUGGUGUAGCCUACCACAACUACGACGGGCACAAAAGUCCAAAGGAUUUUUCUCAGCCUCUAAUACAGUCAACAGUUGCAGCAGAAAGGUUUCGACGCGGACAGUCCCCCACUGCCAUGCAAGACCAACCCAGAAUACCUCACGAACACAGCGCAGCCGCAUCCGUAAUGGACCCACAAGUCCUUCAGGCGCAAGAGUCGAUGCGGCGUCUCCGUCAAACAGCCAGUGCCUCGGCAAGCACCAGCCGGUUUCUCCCAACCAAGUCGUUUCCGCCAAUUAGUGAAAAUGCAGAGCCCCCACCUGCCCAUCGCAAAGGAGACUUACGUUCGGCCUCUCCAAUUUUAAUUCCAUCCUUUCCAUCCCGACCUAGUCAGCGAUAUCCAAAAGAUCCAGCGGCGGGUCUCGAACUGGGACAAGUCGUAGUGGAUCGCCGGCGCAAAUUGUCCUUGUCCGUUACCCAGCAUUUGGUGCGCUGUGCGUGUUGCCGACGACAUUUGAUUGUGAAUAAAACGGCAUUGGCGGUCCGGUGCCAAGAAUGUCAACACGUUAGUGCGGCCAGUAGUACCAGCUUGGUUUCCCAUUCCGCUCGACAAUCGCCGCCAGGGUCAUCUUGGCCUCGACAGAUGCGGUAA